Chaetura pelagica (chimney swift) is the source of this 3732-nucleotide messenger RNA. It is a transcript of the gene CTC1, whose product is annotated as CTS telomere maintenance complex component 1. Gene Ontology annotation, molecular function: single-stranded DNA binding; telomeric repeat DNA binding. Bases 1 to 3732 code for a protein of 1243 amino acids. The transcript is spliced from 24 exons. The record is from RefSeq and is a predicted model, not a curated record. Gene Ontology annotation, cellular component: CST complex. Gene Ontology annotation, biological process: telomere maintenance via telomere lengthening; positive regulation of DNA replication. NCBI's taxonomy places the organism in Eukaryota, Metazoa, Chordata, Aves, Apodiformes, Apodidae.
AUGGAGCUUGGGAGCACCAGAAGAGGGUACAAUUCUCUGUGUGUGUCUUCCUUUGGUUUUCUUUCCAGUUUCAUCUCCAUCUCUGACCUACAGUGUCAGCAGUGCACACCAUGCUGCAGCCACCUGACCUGGAGCACUAAUGAGUUUAAAGAAUGGUCCCAUCGAGGACAAGAUUCUAUACCCAUGUACAGUGCUUUGCCAAGGAGUUACCUGAUUUUAGUUGGCUAUUUAACAGAUGGAAGGCAAGAGGACAAAGAGAAAUUGGUACAUGGUUGCCUCUAUGUGAAAGACAAUACUGGGAUAAUUCCAUGUGAGCUUCUACAUUUUGAACUUGAGUGGCUGGAGUCACUGUUCCUCUUCCCAAGCUGGUCGUACAUACCACAGACAGACCAGCAUGCAGGGUAUGUGGAAAUCCUGAUGGAUCCAGUGCCAGUAAAUGUCCCAAAGGAAACACCAGACAGCAUUUCAGUUGCCUACCCUGCAGCAGCGGAGUCACUGCUUACCUCCAGGAUUCCUUGUAAGAAAAGGUCAAACCUCACUGUGGCAGGUGAAUUAGUCAGACUUGGGCCUCUCCUUUGUAUUCGUCACAAGACAUUCUUCUUUUUGUUUCUGAAGUGCUUCACCUCAGCUGUUUGGGUCCCUGUGCUGGUGCAGAAGUCCAGCCAGCUGGCAUGGCAUCAUACCCUCCAGCUGGGUCACAGGUACUCAAUAACAGGCCUGAGUAUGUCCAGCCUGAAGAAAUCUGGACUAAGGGUGUUUGUCACCAGUGUUUCUUCCUGCCUUCUGCCCUACCGUGCAGACCAGAUGAGGGAGCAGCCACUGGACAGUGUUUGGCAAGGAGAAUCUACUCAGUCUUCUUUCCUUGAGACUGCUGAGCAGCUCAGUGAUUCCUUGGAGCUGGGAGUUGAAGAGGAGAGGCCAGGAUCAACAAAAGAGUCCAAGAUCAUUUCAUAUUUGGGAACUAUCACGAAAAUACUCAAUGCCCAAGCUGGUCUCUUUUUACUGGAUAACAAAGUCUGCUUGUGCCUUGCUUACCAGCAGAUGUUGCAUUCUGCACGUGGACUUCGACCUGGAGCAUGUGUGGAGCUCAUCGAUGUCCACCUCCUGCAGAAGCCUCUGCUAUCGUUCCCUUUUGUUGUACUUGGUGCUUGCCUGAGCAGCACUGUUUUGCUGAAGAGUUUUUCAAGGCUCAGCACCCCGUACCAGCCUCCAGCCUCUUCAGGAAAUCUGUACCUACAGCUGCUCUUCCGCUACAAUGUUGGUAUGCCACUUUACCUCUGGCUGGUGAGCCUCUUGGAGACGUUUGUGGAGAGGUUUUCUUGUUUCUAUGGGCACCGUCAACUGUUACGUAUGCACCAAAACCCUGGAGCUGCUGAGAAGUUUCUUGUCCCCCUUCUGCAAACUGUGAUGCCCAAUAGAGAGGAAACAAGAGAUAUUUAUAAUGAAAUCCUAGGAAAAAUACACCACUGUCCCCUGCAGAAGUAUUUGACCCUGAAUCCUCCAUGCCAGGCCCCAUCUUUGUCUGCAGUUUGGCAUGUGGCAGAACAGAAGAGCUGGGAAGGCUUCAGCCCAUCACAGCUUCUUUCCCCCCUGGAGGCACAGCACAUGGGCACCCAGGAGCUGAACCGUAGACUGGCCUGGUCCUACUGCACACUNNNAGCAGGAAGUUUCCAGCCCCGCCUAGUACUACUGGGUGUGCUGAGAGUCUCCUCCAGGAGCAGUUCCCUCCAGCUGCAGGACAAGAGUAGCACACUUCCCUGUGUGAUAUCCCAAAAGGAUGGUAGCCCCUUUGCCCAUACAGCUUUCAUAGGAUCGCUCUUGCAGGUGGAAAACUACCAGCUUAUAGUGGAGAGAUUCCUUCAGACUGAUUUUCCCUCCUGGGAGCACUUGCCAAAUCUGGAGCAUGUGAGGGAGAAAAAACACAGUGUCUAUGUGCAGUUCUACUUAGAGGAUGUUCAGGUUCUCCAUGCUGCUGAAGGACAAAUCCAGGAAAAUGUUGAGGGUGGAAACAGCUCCUCUGGGAGGAAGAAGGAUGGUGGCAGCUUAACAUCUGAGCUGGAAACCCAAGAGGCAAAAAUGCUGAAACUGGAGGAUCCUGAGCCAGAUACUCACAGAGAUGAGAACUGUCAGGAGUCCCAGAACAACACUAGAAGAGCCAGCUGUGUAUCUCGCCUAUUCUUGGUUACCCAGAAGGAGGGUCUUAUGUUACGCAAUUAUGGUCUACUCAGAGAAGAAGAUGGAAAAGGAUGGGAGCUGCAGCACAGUUUCCAAGCCACUGUGCUAUGGCUGAGCAGACCUCAGCUCUGGAGCCACCCCAGAGAAGUGAGGAAUCUAUCAAAGCUGGAGAAGACGAGCUGUGAUGGAGAAGAGGGCGUGGCACAGCAAGAAGCACUGCUGCUCUUUAUGGGGAAGUCUCUACGAUGGUUUCCAUUUCUACAUCUGGAUGGACUGUAUCACUUCAUUGUGCCCCACUGCUCGGACUUGGAAGUGUUUGACAAGCUCUCGUUACCACCUGUGCCAGUAAAAUUGUUGAGCAGGUCAUCCUGCCCCUUGUGCCUGCCGGUCCAAGAUACCUGGCACUUAAAGCAUGAGACAUGGAUCUCCUGCCUGCCUGAGCACCAGCUGGCAGCCAGGGCAGUGUUGACAGGCAUGGACCAGAGAAUUUCCUCCAUUCCAGAAGUACUUAGCAACAGUUUCACAGGUUCCCUUGUUUCUUUCUCUGGUGACAUAGUGGAGAGGACCUUGUGUGCCUCUCCCAAGAAUGAGAAGCUAUCUGCAAAUGCUGACCUUCGAAAGCAGAAAGGGAGUCUGCUAGCCAGGGAACACAGCGUGAAGCUCAGCGUCUCGGUUGCUCCAGGCUCCCCUGUUGUGCUGGAUGUCUAUAUAGCUGCCACUUACCUGCAGCAUCUCUGGGGGUUGCUGCCUGGAGCCAAGAUCCUCUUCCAGAACUUGGAACGCAGAAUCUCAAGAUUCCAUAAUGUUUAUUGUACAUACAUUGCCUCCAGCUGUUUGAACGUCAUAUCUCUGCCAGCGUCUCACCUAUCUUUUCCUUCCAGUCUUGCAGGAGAAGCCUCAUCCCCCUCACUAGUGUUUCUAUCCAGCUUGCAUCCUCACCUGCAAAACCUACCCCAGGCACGGAUUUUAUGCCACUUGUCCUGUGUACUGACUCUGUCCCUGCAAUGGGUUUGCUCACUUUGCAACAGCAUCUUCAAAGAGGGGAGGUGCACCCGAAGGAGUCCACCAUGUCCAUCACACAUAGGAGUGAGGCAAGCCAGUGCACGGGUGCUGGUGGAGGAUGGAACAGGUGAAGCUUUGGUGCUGUGCAGGAACCAGCAUGUGGCAGCAAUGCUGAGCCUGAGCCUUCUUGAGUGGGAAGCUCUGCAGAACUGUGUGCAGAGCAGGGGCAUAGUGUCCAUCCAACAUGGAGAAGCUACUGGCACAGGGUGUGUAGAGGAACCUGAGGAUCUCAUUGCUUGCUACCUAAGGAGCCUGUGCAGGAGUCCUCUUAUCUGUCGCCCUAUCCUGCUGGAUUUCAGCCUAGACAGGAAAGCCUCCAAGAUCCCACAGACUGCUCCACUGCAGCUGAGAAAUUUUCGGUGUGGUGAAGUGGAGUUUGUGUCACAAGUGGAACCUCGGCCGAACCUACUGUGCCUGAAUGUGCAGGAAGUGGAACAAGACACCUUAAGCCAUCUGAACAGCAGGAGGAUUAUGAGGACAUCAAGUCACUGCUGA